This is a messenger RNA of Colletotrichum truncatum, 957 nucleotides long. RefSeq names its product secreted arabinase. NCBI's taxonomy places the organism in Eukaryota, Fungi, Ascomycota, Sordariomycetes, Glomerellales, Glomerellaceae. Gene Ontology annotation, biological process: carbohydrate metabolic process. The record is from RefSeq and is a predicted model, not a curated record. Gene Ontology annotation, molecular function: arabinan endo-1,5-alpha-L-arabinosidase activity.
AUGGCUCCCAUGUGGAAAACGCUUCUCGGCGGCGCCGUUGCCGCCAUGUCCUUGGUUUCCGGCGUCAACGCUGCAUACCCUAACCCGGGCCCGGUCUCGGGCAGCACCGUUACCCACGAUCCGACCAUCGUCAAGACCUCGAGUGGCCAGUACAUCUUGGCAUCCACGGGAGACAACAUCGCCUUGAAGACGUCUUCCGACCGCACCGUGUGGCGCGAUGCCGGCGCCGCAUUCCCCAACGGAGCGCCAUGGACAACGCCCUACACCAAUGGCAAUCUCAACCUCUGGGCACCAGACAUUUCCUUCCGCAACGGAAAGUUCUACAUGUACUACUCCGCUUCGACAUUCGGAUCUCAGAAGUCGGCCAUCUUCCUGGCUACGAGUUCCACUGGUGCUUCUGGAUCCUGGACCAACCAGGGCUUGGUCAUCGAGUCAUCGGGUGCCAAUGACUAUAACGCCAUCGACCCCAACCUCUUCGUCGAUACUGACGGCAAGUGGUGGCUCUCGUUCGGUUCUUUCUGGUCGGGCAUCAAGAUCAUCUCCAUCAACCCAAGCACCGGCAAGCGCUCCGGCACCAGCAUGACCUCGCUCGCCAAGCGCGGAGGCGACAAUUCCAUCGAAGCCCCCUUCAUCACUCGUCGCGGAAACUACUAUUACCUGUGGGUGUCUUUCGACAGAUGCUGCGCCGGUGCUUCCAGCACCUACCGCACCAUGGUUGGCCGCUCCACCAGCAUCACCGGCCCGUACGUCGACCGUGCCGGACAGCAGAUGCUGUCUGGCGGUGGCACCGAGGUCAUGGCCAGCCACGGAUCCAUUUACGGACCUGGCCACCCAUCUGUCUUCACGGACGCUGAUGCUGAUGUGUUCGUGUACCACUACUACACCGCCAGCAACGACCACCGUCUCGGCAUCAACCUCAUCCGCUGGGACUCGUCGGCCUGGCCCGUCAUUUACUGA